Sugiyamaella lignohabitans is the source of this 1983-nucleotide messenger RNA. RefSeq lists its product as uncharacterized. The transcript has a single exon. The record is from RefSeq and is a predicted model, not a curated record. Lineage: Eukaryota; Fungi; Ascomycota; Dipodascomycetes; Dipodascales; Trichomonascaceae. The coding region runs from base 1 to 1983 and encodes 660 amino acids.
AUGGUUGGCCAACCCUGUUACACCUCAGGUUCCUUUCAUACAAGACAGUCGAUUCCGGCUACCAUCUUACCUCCCCUAUCGCAAGUCGUCGGUCCUUAUAUCUCACCCUCAUUAACCGACAAAGACAUUGCAAAUUUCGACCCUCAAUUGGCCCUUACUUCAUCCUACGACAUGACACCUGCGAGUUCGUAUCAAAACUGUGUAAGACCUUUUUCUGAUUACUCUGAUUACUUAUGUUCUUCUAAUGACAAGAGGCUUCCUAUCUCAUCUUCUUCUCCCAAAUAUUCAUAUUCAAGUCUUUUAUCCCGACCUCAACCCCGAUACACUUCUUAUGAGCGUACUGCUCCAUCGAACCGUCCUAGUACUCCAACGGAAUAUGAUACUUCUCAACAACGCCUAUGUGGUCCUGUAUGUGACACUCCUGUUUUCAAUUCAGUAUAUCCCUCUCCCGAUGUCACCCCAUCUCAGAACUUUGCUUCUAGGAACUCUUCUAUAAGCGAAGGACCAACUCUUGAUGAUGAUUCUUGUAGUAGUGGAUUUAACACCCCUAAAGCAGCAUAUGGUUUGACUCGUCUCUCACAAUUGGACCCGUGUGGCCAAACUGAACUUAAUAAGUAUAAGAUUUCUCUCGGAAACAAUUCUGCUUCUGACUCAGCGAACGUCCAAUGCUCUAAAGAACAUAUAAUCUGUGAUUCUUACGAACAAACUUUGGCUCGUGAUUACUCAUCUGUUAAAUCUAAUGAAGAACAAGCUUUUCUACCAACCACGUCUAGUCCGUCUAUCUCUACUACAAUUAUUACAUCUUCUGCUAUUCCUCAAAUUCCCAGCAAUGUCAAGCCGAAAACCAAGUGCAGGAAGAAACAGCCCAAUACUGUGUUCGCUAACCAAGAGUAUACAGUUUCAUCUUCUUCACCUAAGAUCAGGUUGUCUCAAAAAAGGUACUCUACACCCAAGUCUAAUGGAAAGAAAGGUACGCAAGGAAGGCCAUUUACCGACUCAAUGACAAUACAUCUUAAUCUUGCUGCCAACAUCGAUGAGAUUUUUCUCUCUAGUUUGGGUGUGGAGUCUGAAACAAUUCGCAGUCAUUAUGUCGAAUUCACCCCCUUUUAUCGAAUUGACAAAACUGAUACAGUUUCAGAGGCUUCCGACUACCUUUCAGUUGGUCGAAGACGGUCCGGUACAAUGAAUUUUGUUACUGAUAGUAGUGAAGAUGAGAAUGCCAGCUGCACACCCAUCAAACUUAACCAUAAUAAUAUUGCAUCUGAAAUUCGGAAACUAUUCGCCAUCAAGGAUUUCCACUUUGUUCAAAUUGUCCGGUCUAGUACUAAUCAGGACAGAAAUGUUGACCGAGAUAUCAAGAGUCUUCCUGUUCAAAAAUUUGUCGCUAUUCCUUGUCCUUCUAACGACAAAGAGAUCACUUGUAGAUUCCUGAAGCAAAUUGUUGCUCACCCUCGUUACAAAUGCAAUAUGAAAUUUUUUAUUGUGAAAGGAAAAAUUGACUGUACCCAGUGGCACUAUACUUCCUAUGAGCUAAUGGAGCAAGAGCGCAGCCAAAUUACGAGUGGAGAAAUUUUUCUACCGGUGAACACGCGUUUGUUUCGUCCGACUGAUAUGAUGCUGACAGCUAUCGGAAGACGACGCUCUAGAAAAGUUCUGUCUUCCUCUAAGAGGAAGCUUCUUGUUGAGGAUGAUAUUAGUUGGAGCAACAAGCUGCAUGACAAGACUCUUGGCAAUUUUGAUAAGUCUUGCCACUUGUCCGAUGCUUCGGUCUCCAAGAAAAUCAAACUUCAACCUUCUCUUGAGACGGACAAAUUGGAAGGAAACUUGAACUCGGGGCACGAAGCUAUUGUUAGAUCUGGUCCAGAUCCCAAACUUGUUCCAGCUGUCUGCCAUCAUGAAGAGACAAAGUCCAGCGCUUUGUCCAGUAGAAAAACAAACAUCCAGUUGUAUAACAAGAUGAGCAUGAAUCUUCUUAUUAACUAA